AUGCCUGGCGUUGCCGAGUCCAACCUGCAGAAGCUGGGCAUAACCCUGCCUGUUCCUGCGGCCCCUGCAGCCUCCUACGCGCCGUUCUGCGUCGUGGGCAACAUGGUCUACGUCUCCGGCCAGCUUCCCAAGGACGCUAAUGGCAAGCUAAUGGUGGGCCAGCUCGGUGACUCGCUGACGGCCGAGGAUGGCAAGGUCGCAGCGAAAAGCUGCGCCGUGCAGCUGAUCGCUCAGAUAAAGGCCGCCGCCGGCGGCGACCUCGACAAGGUGAAGAAGGUUGUGAUGGUGCGCUGCUACGUCAACUCUGCAUGCAACUUCCAUGACCACCCGCUUGUGGCUAACGGCUGCUCCGACCUCCUGGUGGGCGUGUUCGGCGAGGAAGUCGGCCUCCAUGCUCGCUGCGCCUUCGGAGUCGCACAGCUGCCCUUCAACGCGAUGGUGGAGAUUGAAGCUCAGUUCGAGCUCAAGGGCGAUGCCACGGCGGCCUCGUAG
Molecule: messenger RNA, 492 nt
Organism: Leishmania mexicana MHOM/GT/2001/U1103
Lineage: Eukaryota; Euglenozoa; Kinetoplastea; Trypanosomatida; Trypanosomatidae
Product: putative endoribonuclease L-PSP (pb5)
Exons: 1
Coding region: 1-492 (163 amino acids)
Source: RefSeq, a predicted model, not a curated record